CCCUUCCUUGCUCCAGCAGAUCUCAGGGGGGCUGAGCAUCCUCUGCUCGGCCGCCCCGCCUUCCCGCCCGCCCGCCUGCCCGGGUCUGAGCUGUCUGCACCGCUGCAGCCCAGCCGGGUCCGCUGGCCGCGCGAGCCUUGGUCACCGGGCUAGAGGUUUGGAAUCAAUUUUCCAUUUCCUGCGAAGUUUUCUCUCUGCCCAUGUCACAAGAGGAUUCAGGACCAAGAAAGAAGAACUCAGGAUGAAAGUGAAAGGAGGGGAAAUCAGCUAUUUGCUGGUCUCCUUCACUGCAGUGUGCCUGGUGGCCACCCCUGGGAGCAGGGCCUGUCCUCGCCGCUGUGCCUGCUACAUAUCCACAGAAGUGCAUUGCACGUUUCGGUACCUGACCUCCAUCCCAGAGAACAUCCCACAUGAUGUGGAGCGCAUCAAUUUAGGGUAUAACAGCUUGGUUAGACUGACAGAAACAGACUUUUCUGGCCUGAAUAAACUGGAGUUACUCAUGCUGCACAGUAACGGCAUUCACACAGUUGUGGACAAGACCUUCUCGGAUCUACAGGCGCUGCAGGUCUUAAAAAUGAGCUAUAAUAAACUCCGAAAACUUCAGAGAGAUAUUUUUUAUGGUCUCAAGAGCCUAACUCGGUUACAUAUGGACCACAAUAACAUCGAGUUUAUCAACCCAGAGGUAUUUUAUGGACUCACCUCUCUCCGCCUGGUACAUUUGGAAGGAAAUCAGCUCACUAAACUCCAUCCAGAUACGUUUGUCUCUUUGCGCUACCUCCAGAUAUUUAAAACAUCUUUCAUUAAGUACCUGUACUUGUCAGAUAACUUCCUGACCUCUCUUCCUCAAGAAGUGGUCUCUUACAUGCCUGACCUAGAAAGCCUUUAUCUGCAUGGGAACCCAUGGACCUGCGACUGCCAUUUAAAGUGGUUGUCUGACUGGAUACAGAAGAAACCAGAUGUAGUAAAAUGCAAAAAAGAUAGAAGUCCCUCCAGCCUUCAGCAGUGUCCCCUUUGCAUGGACCCCAAGAUCUUUCAAAGCAAGCCCUUGGCUACAGUCCCAGCUUCAGCUUUUCUGUGUGUGAAGCCAAUGAUUGACUCAUCCUUAAAAUCAAAGAGCUUGACUAUUUUGGAAGACAAUGAUUCUGCCUCAGUGUCUCCCCAAGAUUUCAUGGCACCCUUUGGAUCCCUCACUUUGAAUAUAACAGACCAGAAUGGAAAUGAAGCUAACAUGGCAUGCAGCAUCCAAAAGCCAUCGAGAUCACUGCCCAUUGCAUUCACUGAUGAAAAUGACUACAUCAUUUUAAAUAUGUCCAUUUCUACAUUUCUCGUGUGUGAUAUGGGUUACAAUCACAUCCAGCUGGUGUGGCAAGUUUUGGCACUGUACAGUGAUUCUCCCCUGAUACUAGAAAGGAGUCAUUUGCUCAUUGAAGCACCGCGAUUAUGCUACAAAUAUAAACAAGUGGCUCUUAAGCCAGAAGAUGUUUUUACAAAUAUAGAGGCUGAUCUUAGCACAGAUCCUUCUUGGUUAAUGCAAGACCGAAUUUCCUUGCAGCUGGACCGAACAGCCACCACACUCACUACAUUACAAAUCCGUUACUCAAGUGAUGCUCAGAUCACUUUACCAAGAGCAGAAAUGAGGCCAGUGAAGCAUAAAUGGACCAUGAUUUCAAGGCUUAACAAUACCAAGCUGGAACACACUAUAUUGGUUGGUGAGACCAUUGCCCUGGACUGUCCAGGCCAAGGAGAUCCCACCCCACACUUGGAGUGGCUUCUAGCUGAUGGGAGUAAAGUGAGAGCUCCUUAUGUGAGUGAGGAUGGGCGGAUUCUAAUAGACAAAAGUGGAAAACUGGAACUCCAGAUGGCUGAUAGUUUUGACACAGGAAUAUAUCAUUGCAUAAGCACCAAUUAUGAUGAUGCAGAUAUUCUUACCUAUAGGAUAACUGUAGUAGAGCCCCAUGCAGGAGCUGCUCAAGAAAAUGGGAUUCAUCGCACAGUUUUCAUUGGCGGUACGUUGGAUCUUCCAUGUCAUUCUACUGGCAUUCCAGAUGCCUCUGUUAGCUGGGUUCUUCCAGGAAGUAUUGUGCUCUAUCAGUCCUCAAAAAAUAAGCAAAUUCUUACCAAUGACACAUUAAGAAUAUCCCACAUUACACAAAAAGAUCAAGGUCAUUAUCAAUGUGUAGCGGCCAACCCAUUGGGGGUUGAUGUAUUGAUUUUUAAAGUUUCUGUCAAAAUAAAAGAUCAAAGGCCAGAGGAGCAGGGUGUGGACACAGAUGGAUCUGGUUUCAAUGUACCUGAUGUCAGUGCUCACCUUAAGGACUUCUCAGCUGUACAGCUCCCUACAGCUACUGCUCUGAGGACUGCGGUUCAAAAACAGGUCUCAGGGAUAGCUAAGAAGGAUAGUUAUCAGGCGUUGCUACAGAAGCAGCGUGGAGAUUCAACCAAACGACAUUUUAGGGAGCACAGAAGGCAGUUUCUGCCCUCUGCUCAGAGAAUUGACCCCCAACGCUGGGCAGAAUUUCUAGAAAAAGCUAAAAAGAAUGCCGUUCCAGAGAAACAAGAAAAUACCCCAGCAAAGCCACCCCCACCAGUCACUCAACUUGUGGAAAUAUCUGUUGAAGAAGGAGACUCUUCAGGCAUGCUUUUGCCAGAUGAGGAAUUCAUAGUACUGGCAACCAGAGCUUCUAGUGUUCCAGCAACAGUGACUGCUGAAUCUAGAAUAAUAUCUCACAGCCUUGUAACAAACACUGCUUCUGGCACCAAAGUCUCCCCACUUGUAAGUCCACAAAUCCUGCAACCUACUAUUAAAAUUACAACUAUGUCAGAGAAUAUAAACCCAACCAUGUCAAGCAAAAUGCAAGACACAACCAACCAAAAUCCAACUACCACCUUUCCAUUACUAUCUGGAGUCCCUGAGUUUCAUGAUGUUGACCAGAUGGGGAGAAGAGAGCAUAUUCUAAGCACAUUUCCAAUAAAGGGGGAGAUUAUUACUGAUGAUGUCCACAUUAAAAUGCUUGACAGUAGUACUAACCAAAAAGCAGACACACUUUCAGAGUCAGUAAAUACCACAGACGAUCAUGAGACACCUGUAACAAGAGCCAGUGAGCCCAGGAGAAAUCACUUCUAUUCUCACAUUUCUCAAAACCCUAGCACCUCUGAAGUAUCUUCAGAUCCACACACUGCUGUCCCUUCUCAGUUCCAGAUAUUCAGAAAUAAUACAGCUAUCAUCUCACUACCCAGACGCUUUGGGAGAUGGAGGAAAAUUUGGGGCAGAGGACGAAUAACCAGCCCAUUUAGAAACUCAGUUCUCCGAUGGCAUAGAUACAGCAUUGUGAGGUCAACAUCCAGAGGUUCUUCUGAAGAACGCACUACUGCAUUUUCAGCUCCAGAGAUGCUUGUGACGUGCCCAUCUUGUUUACCCAGGCAGAGACUUUCCUCCACCACAGCCGCACUGUUUCUUCCAGAAACUUCCCCCAGCACUCUCCCCAGAGCUGAGAUCACUAAGGUCACAACAGAAGAGUCUAUAACACCAGCUCAGAGUCUUUCAUCACUGUUUGAAAACAAGCCAAUUGUAGAUACUGAGACAAUAACACCCACGAUAAAAUUUUUUGGUUCUGAAAGUACCCAGAAAAUUUUAACUGCUACUGCCCUGACUUACUCUUCAAGAUCUAUAUCGAUGGAAAAAACUCUUACAGUAAAUAAUGGUUACCAAAGUGAGUCUAGCACCAGGGAAGCUGAAAGAGAUUCAGAGAUUAUGUUACCUCUUUCACAUCCCACUACCAAGCCACCUGUGCCUAUUACUGUAGGCAUUACAGGAAUUUCACGAAGGAAAAUUCCCUGGCAUCAGAUCUUUGUAAACAGGCACAAUCCAAAAGGGUUAUUAAAGAAUCUGCAUAAAUUUAGUUUACAAAAAAGCAAAGCCACAAUGCUUCCUAAAAUACUUCCUGCUUUACCUACAAAUAAAAUUAUCCCCUUCCAUUCCACGACCCUCUCAGCAAGCCUGACACCAAUUCCACCAGCAACUUCAACUACAGUUCACCACAAUAUCACUGAAACACACGCUCCUGAAAGUGUCCUAUCAAGGAAGGGGCUUAUCCUCCCACCUUCUUACCCUAUGUUUCCUAGUAACUCAAGCAAAAAAUCAAGUACAGUAAGCUUCACAUCGAUGCAGACAACACCAACAACUCUUCCCACUGCUUCUGCAUCUGUCAUUAUCAAUAAAAUCCAAACAGCAAGACCCAGAGCACAAAAAUGGCAAAGAAUAGAGGAGCCUCAGAAUAAGAAUGAUCUGAACAUCUCUUCUGGUGAGAGUUUUGGCAUCUCUACAUCUGCUGCUGUGCUACCUCCUGUUUUGACUAGAACUGAAACUUCAGUCAAGCCAAAUAUCUCUGUUGUCACUCAUUCCCUCCUAGAGUACACAAGUAGAUCUUUGAGCAAAAUUGACCAGCAUUCGAGAACUACUAAUCUGGCAAAUGGAACUAAAGAACUACCCCAAGAGAACACUCUGACUUUGCAAAACACAAUUGCUUCCAAAACAACUUUUUCUAGACUAUCAGAGCAGAAUACAACUAAGAAAACCACAAUUAGUCUCUCAACCACGCCACCAUUCCUAAGUAGCAGUGCCCCUCUAAUGUCCAUGCCUACCUCCCCUCCCUCUGCUCAAGGUGCAGCUACUGACAGCUCAGGAACAUCUGUUUUCAAGAUGACAGAUAUGAUGGUCAAGCUGCAUGAAUCCUCAAGGAAUAAUACUAAUUCACAGCAAUCAGCAGAAGCACUCUCAGCACCACGGAAAGUGCACCCAAAAGCUGAGUUCACAACUAGAACCACUCACUUUACCUACUAUGACCUAUUGUAUUCUACUCCCGCGUCAGUCCUAAACACAACAGUUAAACCACAGAUUUCUAAAUGGACGCCCUUUCCUCAGCCAGAAAACCAGUUUUGGCACAAGUCAGACCCAGACAUUUUUGAAAAGGACAAGAAUCCAGCAGCCAGUAUGUCUCCCACUCUCAGCCUGCCGGAGCCCACUUCUCACACUUCACAUUGGGGUAGACAGAAUAAUGCAAAGAAGAGUGGAUUUGAUAAGAAACCUGUGGAAAAAAUAACUUCCACGGUCCUUUCCUCUGACAUUUUGUCCAGGAAUACAUUUGAAAAGCCCAGAAUAGUCGGAGGAAAAGCUGCAAGUUUUACUGUUCUAGCUGACUCAGAUGGCUUGCUUCCUUGUGAGGCUAUUGGAAAUCCCCUGCCCACCAUCCACUGGACCAGAGUCUCUUCAGGAAUUGAAUUGUCUAAAAGGCAGCAGAAGAGCCGGUUCCACGUGUUCCCCAAUGGCACCCUGUCCAUCCAGAGGGUCAGCAUUCAGGACCGUGGACAGUACCUGUGCUCCGCAUCCAAUCCCUUUGGCACAGACCGCCUUCAUGUCACUUUGUCUGUGGUUUCCUAUCCCCCCAGGAUCCUGGAGAGACAUACCAAAGAGAUCACAGUUCAUUCUGGAAGCACUGUGCGACUGAAGUGCAGAGUGGAAGGUAGGCCUAGCCCUACAAUUGCCUGGAUUCUUGCAAACCAAACAGUGGUCUCAGAAGCAUCUCAGAGAAAGACUCAGGCCCUGGUAACAUCCGACGGCACACUGGUCAUCCAUAAUCUAAGUAUUUAUGACCGUGGCUUUUACAAAUGCAUCGCCAGCAACCUAGCUGGCCAGGAUUCAUGGCUGGUUAAAAUACAAGUCAUCGCAGCUCCCCCUGUUAUUCUAGAGCAAAAAAAGCAAGACAUUGUAGGGAUUUGGGGUGAAAGUUUGACACUGCCCUGUACUGCAAAAGGAAGUCCUCAGCCCACUGUUCACUGGGUCCUUUUUGAUGGCACUGAGGUAAAACCAUUGCAGUUUACUAAUUCCAAAGUGCUCCUGUAUUCAAAUGGGAGUCUGCAUAUAAGAAAUAUAGUUCCUGCAGACAGGGGCACUUAUGAGUGCAUUGCUACCAGCUCCACAGGCUCAGAGAGAAGAGUGGUAAUUCUCACUGUGAAAGAACAAGAGACCAUACCCAGGAUAGAAGUUGCCUCUCAGAAAUGGACUGAGGUGAACAUAGGAGACAAAUUACUACUGAACUGCUCAGCUACAGGGGAGCCCAAACCCAAAAUAAUCUGGAGAUUACCAUCCAAGACUAUUGUCGACCAGUGGCACCGAAUAGGCAAUCGUAUCCAUGUUUACCCAAACGGAUCCCUGUUAAUUGGUUCAGUAACAGAAAAAGAUGGUGGUGACUACUUAUGUGUGGCAAGAAACAAAAUGGGAGACGAUCUGAUCCGGAUGCAUGUGAGCCUGAGGCUAAAACCUGCCAAAAUUGACCACAAGCAGCAUUUCAAAAAGCAAGUGCUCCACGGUAAAGACUUCCAAGUUGACUGCAAAGCUUCUGGCUCCCCCAUGCCUGAGAUAUCCUGGAGUCUGCCUGAUGGAACAAUGAUAAACAACGCAAUGCAAGCUGAUGACAGUGGCCAUAAGACCAAAAGGUACACCCUUUUCGAUAAUGGAACCUUGUAUUUCAACCAAGUUGGAAUUGCAGAAGAAGGAGAUUAUACUUGCUAUGCCCAGAACACCCUAGGAAAGGAUGAAAUGAAGGUUCACCUGACAGUUGUAACAGCUGUCCCACGAAUACGGCAGGCUUACAGGACCACCCUGAGAAUCAAAGCAGGGGCUGCAGUCAUUCUUGACUGUGAGGUCAUUGGGGAACCCAAACCAAAAAUAUUUUGGCUGUUGCCUUCUAAUGACAUGAUUUCAUUCUCCAGUGACAGAUACAUAUUUCAUGCAAAUGGGUCUUUGUCCAUCAACAAAGUGAAACUGCUGGAUUCUGGAGAGUAUGUAUGUGUGGCCCAAAACCCCAGUGGGGAUGAUACCAAAACGUACAAACUGGAUGUUAUCCCACAACCUCCACUAAUCAAUGGUUUGUAUAGAAACAAAACUGUUAUUAAAGCCACAGCUGUGAGGCACUCCAAAAAACACUUGGAUUGCAGAGCUGAAGGGACACCAUCUCCUCAAAUCAUGUGGAUCAUGCCAGACAAUAUUUUGCUCACAGCUCCGUACUAUGGAAGCAGAAUAAAAGUCUAUAAAAAUGGAACCUUGGAAAUUAGGAACCUGAGACUUUCAGAUUCAGCUGAUUUUGUCUGUGUGGCUAAGAAUGAAGGCGGAGAGAGUAUGCUGGUGGUACAGUUAGACGUGCUAGAAAUGCUGAGAAGACCGACAUUCAGAAACCCAUUCAAUGAAAAAGUAGUUGUCCAGCUUGGAAAGCCCACAGUAUUAAAUUGCUCUGUUGAUGGUAAUCCACCACCUGAAAUAAUCUGGAUUCUACCAAACGGCACACAACUUUCUAACGUACCAAAAAAUUCUCACUACCUCAUAGCAAGCAAUGGUUCUUUUAUCAUCAAUAAAACAACUCGAAAUAAUGCAGGAAAAUACCGAUGUGCAGCUAAAAAUAAAGUUGGAUAUAUUGAGAAAUUAAUUGUACUAGAAAUUGGGCAAAAGCCAGUUAUUCUUACAUAUGCAUUAGGGACAGUAAAAAGUGUCAGUGGAGAGUCCCUAUCAUUGCAUUGCAUAUCGGAUGGAAUACCUAAGCCAAAUGUUAAAUGGACUGUACCAAGUGGUUAUAUAAUAGACAGGCCUCAAAGUAAUGGGAAAUACAUAUUGCAUGAAAACGGCACCUUAGUCAUCAAAGAGGCAACAACUUAUGACAGAGGACAUUAUAUUUGUAAGGCUCAAAAUAGUAUUGGUCAUGCACUUAUUAGUAUUCCAGUAAUGAUUGUGGCCUAUCCGCCCCGAAUCACAAAUCACCCACCCAAGAGCAUCCUUACAAGGGAAGGAAUGGCCUUCCAGCUCCAGUGUAUGGCCCUGGGAAUCCCCAAGCCAGAAAUUACUUGGGAGAUGCCUGGCCACACCCUGCUCUCAAGGACAAGUAAAAGGAGAAUCUCUGAAAGUGAGCUGCUGCACCCACAAGGUACCCUGGUCAUUCAGAAUUCCCAAACAUCAGAUUCUGGGAUAUACAAAUGUAUAGCAAAGAAUCCAUUUGGCAGUGAUUAUGCAACAACUUAUGUUCAAGUUAUAUGACAAGAAACAAAGUUAAAAUUGAACAGAAUCAACAUCUGGACUUUAUUUUUUCGAAGAAGUUUAAUCAAAGGCAGCCAUAGGCAUGUAAAUGAAUUUGAAUACAUUUACAAUAUUAACUUUACAGUGGACAUGCAAAAGUGACAUGUAAAUAAAUGCAUUAUGAACUGAUAUUGAUUUCUUUAAUAAAUCCCAACUUAAACUUUUAA
Molecule: messenger RNA, 8286 nt
Organism: Cavia porcellus (domestic guinea pig)
Lineage: Eukaryota; Metazoa; Chordata; Mammalia; Rodentia; Caviidae
Gene: Igsf10
Product: immunoglobulin superfamily member 10
Exons: 8
Coding region: 242-8080 (2612 amino acids)
Molecular function (GO): protein binding
Source: RefSeq, a predicted model, not a curated record